This is a messenger RNA of Lodderomyces parapsilosis, 1059 nucleotides long. RefSeq lists its product as uncharacterized. The transcript has a single exon. Gene Ontology annotation, molecular function: pyridoxal phosphate binding; cysteine synthase activity. The record is from RefSeq and is a predicted model, not a curated record. Gene Ontology annotation, cellular component: cytoplasm. Lineage: Eukaryota; Fungi; Ascomycota; Pichiomycetes; Serinales; Debaryomycetaceae. Bases 1 to 1059 code for a protein of 352 amino acids.
AUGAACAGUGAAGUGAAACUACCAUUCGUUCCUUUGGUUAGUGAAACCGGAUUUCCUGGAGCAAUUGGAAACACUCCUUUAUUGCGAUUACCAAGAAUAUCAGAUUCUGUUGGAAGGAACAUUUACGCCAAAGCAGAAUUCAUGAACCCUGGUGGAUCCAUAAAAGAUAGAGCAGCACUUUAUGUUAUUAAAGAUGCAGAAGAAAAAGAGUUGAUCAAACCAGGUGGAACCGUUGUUGAAGGAACAGCCGGAAACACUGGUAUUGGUUUAGCUCAUGUUUGUCGGGCAAGAGGAUACAAUUGUGUCAUUUAUAUGCCCAACACCCAAUCUAAAAACAAAAUUGAAACCUUGAAAUUACUAGGAGCUGAGGUUUACCCAGUACCUGCUGUUGCAUUCACAGAUCCACAAAAUUACAACCAUCAAGCCAAAAGACAUGCUGAAAGUUUGGAUAAUGCAGUUUGGACUAAUCAAUUCGACAAUGUCGCCAAUAGACAAGCUCACAUUGAAACAACGGGGCCAGAAAUUUGGGCUCAGUUGGAUGGCAAAGUAGAUGCAUUUACUUGUUCUACUGGUACUGGAGGUACAUUUGCUGGUACUUCAAGAUACUUGAAAACGAUAAGCAAUGGUAAAACCAAAUGUGUGCUCGCUGAUCCACCCGGGUCAGUACUCUAUUCUUACAUCAAAUCCAACGGGAAAGAAAUGGAAAGAGGGGGCUCUUCCUUCACUGAGGGUAUCGGUCAAGGUAGGGUUACUGAUAAUUUGAAACCAGAUAUUGAACUCAUUGAUGAUGCUGUUAAAAUUCCCGAUGAGGAUUCAAUUGCUAUGCUUUAUAGAUUAUUGGAUGAAGAAGGUUUGUAUUUGGGAGGUACUGGCGCUUUAAACGUUGUUGCCGCUGUUGAAGUUGCUAAAACAUUACCAGAGGGAAGUAAUGUGGUGACAAUUUUGGCAGAUUCUGCCCAUAAAUACAGCGAUAGAAUCUUUUCGAAGAGCUGGCUAAAGGAGAAAGGGUUAUUCGAUGCUAUCCCAGAUCAUUUGAAAAAGUAUGCUGUCUUGGAGUAG